AUGAAAUCACUUGCAGAACCAUCCCGUACAAAUGCUCCGCGCGAAACACGCGAAAUGUGGAAAACGUUCACAAGCGUGCACAUGCAAAUCAUUUUUCGACCAGUGAGUUGUUCGAACAUUGCUCGUUCGUUCAGGAAUGCAAAAGUUGGCUCUUAUUUGUAUGCUCUAGAUUUCGCAAUGCUCAUUGAAUUUGCUUCGCAACCGUUUGAUCCGAAAACGAUUGUUCACAUCAAUCUAACUAUCCAUAAAAGGCAGUUCAAAUCCAUCAAAUUACAAGCAAACUGGAAAGGAUCUGUACUGAAGUGA
Molecule: messenger RNA, 306 nt
Organism: Loa loa (African eye worm)
Lineage: Eukaryota; Metazoa; Nematoda; Chromadorea; Rhabditida; Onchocercidae
Exons: 2
Coding region: 1-306 (101 amino acids)
Source: RefSeq, a predicted model, not a curated record